Messenger RNA from Felis catus (domestic cat), 10283 nucleotides. RefSeq names its product RAS protein activator like 2 (gene RASAL2). The transcript has 19 exons. Lineage: Eukaryota; Metazoa; Chordata; Mammalia; Carnivora; Felidae. The record is from RefSeq and is a predicted model, not a curated record. Gene Ontology annotation, biological process: regulation of GTPase activity. The coding region runs from base 1251 to 5630 and encodes 1459 amino acids.
GUUCUACAACUACAUGAAUAGUUUUUUUAGUUUUCCAGAUGAGAUUAUUUUUUUCUACAACUUGCAAAGUGAUUUGAUUGCCAUGUUAUAAAUCUUUUAUUGGUGGUCUAAAGUCUGUCAGGUUUUCCAUUUGAAACCCCUAUUUUCAGGAGCAGACAUUUGAAAAAAAAAAUUAACCAGCCAGAAACUUGGCAUUCAUGAUCUUGGUUCACUAUAAGGUACUUGCUUUAACAAAAUUUUAAAUAGUCAGCUUUUUUUUUUUUUUUUAAAGUUGUAAGCAGCACAGAGAAGAGUAAAGGAAUUUCUUUGUUUAAACAGGGAAUAUUUUUCCAGACAACUUAUCCCAAUUAAAUUUACAAAGCAAACUUUCCCCUUCUAGAAACGAUUUAAGUAUGUAUGUUCCUAUGUUCUAUUUCCCACAAGAGACUACCUCAAGACUUUGCUUUUACUUUGCUAUAAUUCAUAGCAAAUAUCCUGGAUCCCUGUUCUCUUUUCUGUUCAUUUAUGCUUUUAAAAUUCUCCCUAGUAUAUUUAUUUAUAUUUAAAAUGGCUUUAAAUUUUGGCAUUCUUUUUUUCAUUUUUCCUCCUUGUAGUGCCUCCUUGAACAAAACAGUAUACGCCUCUACCUAUUGGUUGAAAAUCAAUACUAAUUUUGAGAGAAGAUGUGGUAUAAAUAGCAGUGAUUUUCUUGAAAUUAAAUUUCUGAAAUACAGACUUUAAAAACUCUUCUGAAGAGUUGCCACUUAAAGGGCAGGCUUUGAGGCAAGUUUUCUUCCUUCUUCCGUACAGUGUGGAUGUCAGCUUGAGUACUUUCACAAUCUGUUUUUAACCCACUGUCAUUUGCAUGGUGAACACUUAACUGCUAUUGGUCCAGAAAGGUGUUUGUGGGUUUUUUGUUGCUCUUAUUUCACUUCUUAUUUUCUUUAAAAUCAUUUCCUGAAAACUUAGUACAGAAAUGUGACCUACUGCAGCAAGCGAGAUGAUCUUCUGGAAAUCUUUACUUUUGCUUCACUCUGAGGAUGAUUUGCUUCAGGCAAGAGGUUUUUGGGUGCUGCUGAAAUUUCGGAGAUCUGGGAAAAUAGGGUAAUAACAUGACACCAGCUCUUAAGCAGCAACAUCUGCUGUGGUUCAAAGCCACACAAAGAAAGCUGCUUAAGCAGUUGAAUAUUUUGGACUGCACGGACAAGUGUGGUUCAACUGCAAAGACUGCAGAGUGGAGGAAACUUAAAGUUUAGAGAAGUUGUUUAAAAAUGGAGUCGUGGAAGAUGGGCAUCUUUAAGAGACAAACAUCACCUUGUCCUCCAAGCUAUCGAAGAUCUUUGUCAGAACCUGCUUAUGCAAAUUCAGAGAUAGGAACAAGCUUAAAGAAUUAUCCUUGGCGUGGUCCAGUGAAAAGCAAGAGGAAGAAAAAUGAACAUGCUGUUUCCAACCUAGGAAAGCCACUGGGUGCUUAUCGGUGGCAAACACAUCCCAGCUUUAGGUGGAAAGGGGGCAAAAGGGAGAGAUGGCAGACUAAUAAAGGAGACUUGGAUGAACCACAACAAAAGGUCGUGCCAAAGAUGGUUGGUAAUGAUGCUUCUUCCUCUGCUAAUGAGGUCCUUGGAACAUCAACAGAGAAGCUGAACCUGGUCAACACCCGGUCACUUCGGGUUCCAUUCACCAGAUCUAUUUCCGAGCCAGAACCCCGCUGCAGUAUCAGAUUUGGUAGACCGUGGCCGACUUCAGUGAGGUCAGAGGAGUCUGAGCAGCAGGGAUAUUUCAUCCGUGGCAUUUUUUCUACUCUUUCCAAUGGCUUCUCCAGGAUGCUGAGUUUAAGAGGAGAAUCAACCAAUGAGCCAGUAAGAGAAGAUGUGAAGGGGCCACCCACGCAUCGUCUGUCUUGCGGCCAGUCACCCUACACGGAAACGACAACGUGGGAGCGGAGGUACUGCAUCCUCACGGACAGCCAGCUGGUGCUGCUCAACAAGGAGAAGGAGAUACCUGUGGAGGGAGGACAGGAGCAGCAGACAGAUGCCACCAAAGGGCGAUGCCUGAGGAGAACCGUCAGUGUCCCUUCCGAGGGCCAGUUUCCUGAGUACCCACCAGAGGGCGCCACUAAACUGGAGGUGCCGGCAGAAAGGUCCCCCCGCAGACGGAGUAUCUCAGGGACCAGUACAUCAGAGAAACCCAACUCCAUGGACACUGUAAAUACCUCACCCUUCAAAGUACCAGGGUUCUUCAGCAAGCGCCUGAAAGGCUCCAUCAAGAGGACCAAAAGCCAAUCAAAGCUUGACAGAAACACGAGCUUUCGGCUUCCAUCCCUUCGUAACACAGAUGACAGGGCUCGUGGUCUGCCUAAACUAAAAGAGUCACGUUCCCAUGAGUCCUUGCUGAGCCCUUGCAGUGCAGUAGAGUGUCUGGAUCUUGGCAGAGGAGAGCCCGUGUCAGUGAAACCACUCCAUAGUAGCAUCCUUGGACAAGAUUUCUGCUUUGAGGUUACCUACUUAAGUGGAAGUAAAUGCUUCAGCUGUAACUCCGCUUCAGAGAGAGAUAAGUGGAUGGAAAACCUUCGUAGGACAGUUCAACCAAAUAAGGACAAUUGCAGACGAGCUGAAAAUGUUCUUCGUUUAUGGAUCAUUGAAGCCAAGGACCUUGCCCCUAAAAAGAAAUAUUUCUGUGAACUGUGCCUUGAUGAUACCCUCUUUGCUCGUACAACCAGCAAGACCAAAGCAGAUAAUAUUUUCUGGGGUGAACAUUUUGAAUUCUACAGCCUUCCACCUCUUCAUAGCAUCACAGUUCACAUUUAUAAAGAUGUGGAAAAAAAGAAAAAAAAAGACAAGAAUAAUUACGUCGGGCUAGUCAACAUUCCCACUGCCAGUGUGACUGGUCGCCAGUUUGUAGAAAAGUGGUACCCAGUGAGUACCCCUACGCCCAACAAAGGAAAGACAGGCGGACCUUCUAUUCGGAUUAAAUCGCGGUUCCAAACUAUCACCAUUCUGCCUAUGGAGCAAUACAAAGAAUUUGCAGAAUUUGUCACCAGCAACUACACCAUGCUGUGUUCUGUCCUUGAACCAGUAAUUAGUGUGAGAAAUAAAGAGGAGUUGGCUUGUGCCUUAGUGCACAUUCUUCAAAGUACCGGCAGAGCCAAGGAUUUCCUGACCGACUUGGUGAUGUCUGAGGUGGAUCGCUGUGGAGAGCAUGAUGUCUUGAUCUUCAGAGAGAACACCAUUGCCACCAAAUCCAUUGAGGAAUACCUCAAGUUGGUGGGACAACAGUAUCUUCAUGACGCAUUGGGGGAGUUCAUCAAAGCUCUGUACGAGUCAGAUGAGAACUGUGAGGUGGAGCCCAGCAGGUGUUCCUCUAGUGAACUGAUAGAGCAUCAGAGCAACCUGAAAAUGUGCUGUGAGCUGGCUUUCUGCAAGAUCAUCAACUCGUACUGUGUUUUCCCUCGUGAGUUGAAAGAAGUGUUUGCGUCAUGGAAGCAGCAGUGCCUGAACCGUGGCAAGCAGGACAUCAGCGAGCGGCUCAUCAGUGCCUCGUUAUUUCUGCGUUUUCUGUGCCCAGCCAUUAUGUCUCCCAGUCUUUUCAACCUGAUGCAGGAGUAUCCUGAUGACCGCACGUCUCGGACUCUGACUCUAAUUGCCAAGGUCAUUCAGAACCUGGCUAACUUUGCCAAAUUUGGUAACAAAGAAGAAUAUAUGGCAUUCAUGAAUGAUUUUUUAGAACAUGAAUGGGGUGGAAUGAAGCGCUUUCUUUUGGAGAUCUCUAAUCCGGACACCAUCUCGAACACGCCAGGCUUUGAUGGUUACAUUGAUCUGGGCCGAGAGCUUUCAGUUUUGCAUUCCUUACUGUGGGAAGUAGUUUCCCAACUUGAUAAGGGUGAAAAUUCCUUCCUACAGGCGACCGUGGCAAAAUUGGGACCUCUCCCUCGAGUUCUUGCUGAUAUUACCAAGUCUCUGACUAAUCCUACACCAAUACAACAGCAACUAAGACGCUUCACUGAGCAUAACUCCAGUCCAAAUGUCAGUGGAAGCCUCUCCUCUGGGCUGCAGAAAAUAUUCGAAGACCCCACUGACAGUGAUUUGCAUAAACUAAAAUCUCCAAGCCAGGACAACACUGAUAGCUACUUCAGAGGGAAAACAUUACUGCUGGUGCAGCAAGCGUCCUCCCAGAGCAUGACUUACUCUGAAAAGGAUGAGAAGGAAAGUAGCCUUCCUAACGGUCGGAGCAUCUCCCUCAUGGACCUUCAGGACACUCACGCUGCUCAAGUGGAGCAUGCACCUGUCAUGCUCGAUGUGCCUAUGCGCUUAACUGGAAGCCAGCUUUCCAUAACCCAGGUGGCCAGCAUCAAACAACUGCGGGAAACCCAGAGCACUCCCCAGAGCGCACCCCAAGUGCGAAGGCCCCUGCACCCGGCCUUGAACCAGCCAGGCAGCCUCCAGCCCUUGUCAUUCCAGAACCCUGUCUAUCACCUCAAUAACCCAAUUCCGGCAAUGCCAAAGGCCUCUGUGGAUUCCAGUUUGGAGAACCUAAGCACUGCCAGUUCCAGAAGCCAAAGUAACAGUGAGGAUUUCAAACUCAGCGGGCCCAGCAAUAGCAGCAUGGAAGAUUUCACCAAACGCAGCACCCAGAGCGAGGAUUUCUCCAGGCGGCAUACUGUGCCAGACAGACACAUACCUCUUGCUCUGCCACGGCAGAAUAGUACCGGGCAGGCCCAGAUCCGGAAAAUGGACCAGGCUGGGUUAGGUGCCCGAGCCAAAGCCCCGCCAUCCCUGCCACAUAGUGCUUCCUUACGUAGCACGGGGAGCAUGUCGGUGGCCUCUGCAGCCCUCAUGGCCGAACCUGUGCAGAAUGGGAGCCGGUCCCGGCAGCAGUCUUCCUCCUCCAGAGAGAGCCCUGUUCCCAAAGUGAGAGCGAUCCAGAGACAACAAACACAGCAGGUUCAGUCACCUGUGGACUCCGCCACAAUGUCCCCAGUAGAGAGGACAGCAGCCUGGGUUCUGAACAAUGGACAGUAUGAAGAGGAUGUGGAAGAAACUGAGCAAAAUCAAGAUGAAUCCAAGCAUGCUGAGAAGUACGAGCAGGAAAUCACGAAGCUGAAGGAGCGCCUGCGAGUGUCCAGCCGGCGGCUGGAGGAGUAUGAGCGCCGCUUGCUGGUGCAGGAGCAGCAGAUGCAGAAGCUGCUGCUGGAGUACAAGGCGCGGUUGGAGGACAGCGAGGAGCGCCUGCGCAGGCAGCAGGAGGAGAAGGACAGCCAGAUGAAAAGCAUCAUCAGCAGGCUCAUGGCUGUGGAAGAGGAACUGAAGAAGGACCACGCUGAGAUGCAAGCCGUUAUUGAUGCAAAGCAAAAAAUAAUUGAUGCACAGGAAAAACGGAUCGUGUCCCUGGAUUCGGCCAACACCCGACUGAUGAGCGCACUGACCCAAGUGAAGGAGCGAUACAGUGUGCAGAGUUUACAGAACUAUAAAUAUUCGUGUCUCUGCAUCCCGUCUCCAUCUGCACCACCCACUGCCCUCUCCUCCCCGUGGUGGGAGCAGUCAUCACAACAGGGUUUACUCUCCCCGGAGAGGUUGUCCCAAUAUGCUGUGUCCAUAAGCCAUCCAAAAGAAACACCCUUUCUUCCACACAGAAAAGGGCUAAUCAUACCAUAGCAGGAAUCUCUGACUAUUUCCUAUUAAAAAACAAAAACGAAAAAACAGCUUUUCUAUUUGUAACUUCAUUUUUGUUCGGGAUGAAGAUUUUAUCCAUUGUACUAGCAAAUCUCUGGGCAGGGUAAUUUUAUCUCAGUCGUUAGCUCUUAAAUGGCUUCUUCUAAUUCCCUCACUGAAAUUUGGAAAGGAAAUCCAGACCCAAAGCAUCGCCCUCUCACACAAGUCAGGAUAACUCCUAUACAAUAAGAAAACGAGAAACGCAAGGACCGCGCGCUCCAGCUGUUCUCCCGUCUUCUUCGUAGAUGUGGCAAUAAUGACUCUGUUGUACCGAUUUGUCAUCCUUGGCUUCACUGUGGGACAGAAACCGUCGUGGAAGCUCAUUUACUUCCCUUUUUUCCCGAGGUGUGAAAUGUCAUCUUGAAUGCAAACCUGAUUAUCAGAAGUAUGGAAUGUGACGUCUUAAAACGGACAUUAUGUAUACAAAUAUAUAUACAUAUAUACUCACACAUAUGUACAUAUAACUGCACAAAUAGGAAAGUUCAUGCCUUCUCCGCUGUCAGAUAUAAUGUAAAAGGGUUUUUGAAUCUCUUUAAGCAAGAUCUAAGCAGUUCUUUAUACUGAGAAAGCAACAUUUCCCAAAUAAGUUAAUGAUGUUUGUUUCAAAUUAUGAACUAUAAGGAAAUUUUUAAAAAGGAAAAAAGGAGAGGAAGAUUAAAAAAACAAAAGACGUGAGGGAGCCAUAUGCAUGGAGUGAGUCUUUCUACAUAACAGAAUAUCAUAAGGAAACAAGAGAACGUGUAUCGUGUCCUCUCUUGGGUGAAGCCCAGACUCCACGUCUGUGAAUAGCCUCCCUUUCACGGUGCCCCAAGGCUCGCAUCCCGACCUCUUGAGCACGGCCCCCGGGGCCCAGGCGGAUCUCUGUGCUGGAGCUUGCGUCUCAGCAGCCUCCCCACGCAACCCCCCUCCCCCCUCCCGCCCCCAACCCACAGCCUUCUAAAACACUUCUAAAACACUUCCCUUCACAAUCGUCCCGUUUCUGCUGGUCAGAGAUGGAAGGCAGGCUGCUCAUGCGCUUAUCUGAUCUGCGGUUUUCAUGUCCCCACACUUUGGCACCUGGUUAUCUUCUCGACCCCUGAUAGUUAUUUUAUAUAGUCUCACCUCCUCCCUCUAAGCCUAGGGCAGGCACACUGUGGUCAAAAUCACUUAUUUUCAUAGGAAAAAAAAAAAAUCUCACUAACUCUGAAGACGUACCCUUUGUUGGCAGGAGGGAUGUAAACGUAGGUGGCCUUGUUCAUGGCUAUUCUCAGCUCUAGCCGUGUUUCAUCCUUUCUUUAUAAAAGCCUUCGACUGUGCUGCAGAAAGCCUGGUAAAAGAAUUGUCAGUUUCAGUGGCCUUAAGUAUGUAACUUGGGUGAUGUCUUGCAUUGAGGUGUGGAAGCUCUGAAGUGUUGGUUAAGGCUUACGGAGGGCGGAUAAGCUUACCUGUACUGGAGGGCUGGGGGCGACACAGAAAACUCAGAUGUGGUUUUGAUGGUGCAUAUUUCUUGUUGGCAUUGUGGGAGCUCCUUAGAGGGCUGCCUGCUUGGGAAGAUUAAAUGCCCAAAGCGUUUGGAAAAAUUAUGCAGCCCCCUAUUGCCAGGUUAUCUUGAAUGAAGAGAAAAAGAGUAAGAAACAAAAGUUGGAAGUCAGCUAGAAGUUCAGAUUUAUUACCAGAUGUGAAGUUUCAGAUUAUCCUUUGAGCCUAUUCCUAUCCAAAUAUUUUUCUGAGUAUUUCUUCUGAGAAGCUGCAAUCUGUGGAACUUAUUCUGAAAGAAAGAGCUUCUACGUAGGUAUGGAUGACGGCAGCAAAUAGCAGAUCAUUUUUACGGAGGUAUUGCUUCAUCGGCUUUGCUUCGGCCCGAAUAACUACAUACCUCUGCUCUACUGGGAGGAGGGCGUGGGUGGAGUGAGAUAGCAGUGUCUUCCACUCUGCCUUCCACCCCCACGUCACCACAUUGCAGGGUGCGGCGUGGACCAUGGCUGAAUGGAAUUUGGAGUUCAGGUGACGUGCUUGCCAAGUGCUUGUCUAGCUGACAGCCGGACUUGGCUAUUAACAAGGACAGUGUGGGUUUAGGAAUUAAGGAAAGAGCUUUCACACUCCCUUUUUACGUCCCUGGAGCAACAGGCUCCCUGGGCCGAAGCAGCAGAGUUACAUUCCCAUCAAGUCACCGUAUACCCCACGUCUCCACAUGCCCCACGUCUCCGCAAUGUACCCCACGGCCCCAGGAGAUGACACCUAGGUAACUACAACAAACACUUGAGCACUCACUGUGGUCCAGGCACUCUCACCAAGGUACCGUUGGAGCCUGGGGCAGCCUGUUGGUAAGGAAAAUGUGGAAAAAUGAGCUAAUCAGGCUGCUCUAGGCUUUUGUUGUUUUCACUCAGUAUUGAGUUGGUCCUGAGUAGCUUUCUCUGGAUGGCUUCCACCUUUCCCCGUGAUGGUGUUGGACAGGGAAAGAAAAAGCAGGAGUCUCUGACUGGUGUACGACCUUGAGAAUUAGCUGGACUUUAGAAGUAAAGCUUUCCAGAUCUUAGUCGGCCUCAGCCUUUGUUUACGGAUCUGUGGUUCUUUCGGCCCCUGGCUCUCACUGUGGCCUCAGAGGUACCCCAGGUUGGGAGCAGUUCUUCUUUGGAAGUCCCAGAGAAAGACAGUGGCCAUCAAAUGAGUUUGCGUUAGUAUUUGCUUUGCUUUCCAUCUAGGUUAAGUUCUAGUCAUGUUCAGUUUGGAGUUCCUGAGAAAGCUGGUCGUGGGACUGAACUUGGGGAAGGAACCCUCUUUAGGAUUGCCCAAGUCCCAUGUGACCUUGAGCCCAGACUAGACUUGUCACUGGGCCUGGCCCAGCGGUUCCCGAGCCCGUGCCACAGCUUCAGUGCGUCGUCAGAUACGCCCAUGGGGGCCACCUCCUCCUACGGAGGGUGGAAACCAAAGGGACUUACUUCUCCAUUCCCCUUCCCCUUCUCAAGUCCGGUGUGAGAUCUCCUGCUUGCCCCAGCGGUAAAGAGCUGCCUUCCCACCCCCUACCCAAGGGCCAAGAAUUUGGGAUACUUUGUUUUCAUCAAUGUGUCAGUUGAAAGAACCUAUUUUACUAGUCUUUUAAAAGCAAGAUAAGUUGGGUGCUGAAUUUUUAAGUAGAAUCUCUUUCCGUGUCUGAGUGAGUGUUAUUAGUUUUAGAAGCAUCCUCUUGUCGUGACCCAAUUAUGAAUGCUCUUGAGUUUAGCAAGGACAAAAGCGAUGAAAUUUGCAUGAGAUAGAAUAAAUAUCUUAUGAAGAGUGAAAGAGCGUGAGGAACACACAUGAUGCAGAAGGGGACUCGUGUAUAGCAGCCUUUCGGUAGCCCAAAGGUUCAAGGGAACAGAACUGAUAUCCUUUGCCUGAUCUUAAAAUACACGGAUAAGAAAGGCAAUCUCUGUAGACAACACACACACCCCCAACCCAAAACACACAAUUCCUAGGGCUUCCAUUUUCUGAAUGUUAAUCACUUACGGAGCAGUGAUUCUCAGAAUUUCUUGAGCUUUGUAGAUUUUCUGCUCUCAUUUGUUACACGUUAUAACCGUGGUUCGUUCCUCUUUAAAAUGUACGGUAUGUGUUAUGUGUGUACGUGAGUUCAACUGACUUGAAAUUGAUCUGGUUUGACGUAGAUAUCGUCAUUCAUACCACGGGGAGGGAUGGAAAGGAAGUUCAAUGUCACUGAUCGAUCUGAGAGUAGGAUCCAGAAAGAAGCAGCUUUGGUUCCUAAUCAGUUUAUCUUCAGGUAUUUGAGGAACCAACCCGGCAAGACUUGGCAAAUCUGGUGUCACCCCAGGAAAGCAAAGUGGUCAUUUGCCCCUAUCUCAGCAUGCAUCGUAAUUUCCUAUUCAUUUCCUAUUUUUCAUUCAGAUGCUCUCAUACUUCACUAGGAAAUGAUUUGGUUUGGGACCUAGAGCCAGAUUUAUCUGUUGUUGUAGAAAGAUUUCCACAGAAGCUGUGUUUUGGGGGCCUCCAUCGUCUGUGGGAGGGAGUACAAAGGUUUACGUCUAAAUAUUGUACUUAGGUCACUUCUAAACUCCCCAGGGAAAAUUCUAAAUUCCCAGUUCACCAAAAGGUUGAGUGCUAAUUGACUCAAUGACCACCAUCCUGCAGAAAAGUUUUCUGAGAUAAAUAUUAAAGGUUGAGUUUUGACUGGUGCUUAGAUAUUUCCUAGUUGCAUUAAAACUAACUCGAGCAGACGGCACAGCACACUGACCUGAAUCACACCUGUGAGUUUUACCUUCUAAAUCUGAUUUUGUUCUUCAUCUCCAGGGCCUUAAUAAGAAUGUGUUAAUGCACAUGACUAUUUUACAAUGAUAGCUCUAAAUAAUUUAUUUUUUAUUUCAAGAAAGAGAAAUACACCUUAGAAAAACAAAACCCAAGAUUUUAUUUUACUUUUAAAGCCAUAUUUUUGUGCCGGUAGCACUUAGAUUAUUCCAUACGUGAGAUCCAUAUCUGCAUUUCAUUACCUGGGUUUGUUCUAAAGAAGAUUUAUUUUUGUUCUGUGAAUACUUUUUGAUGGUUCUUGUACAUGUACAGAUAUAGAUACGUUUGAGGUCUUUUAUUGCUAUUCCUACAAAGAAUACAAAUAAACUUUAACUUUAAACA